Molecule: messenger RNA, 2355 nt
Organism: Truncatella angustata
Lineage: Eukaryota; Fungi; Ascomycota; Sordariomycetes; Amphisphaeriales; Sporocadaceae
Product: tannase subunit
Exons: 1
Coding region: 488-2296 (602 amino acids)
Source: RefSeq, a predicted model, not a curated record
UGCCAAAUGAACCGAGUCAGACAGAGGGUUUGUCUCGCAUUCAGAAGAACUGAAUGGCACCUAGAUUAAGCGCAGAAUCACCCCGCAAAAUGGCGCCAAUUCUACCAAGCUCACUGCAUAACAUCUUCAAGAAUCUCUGUACUCUUGCAGGUCUUUCGAACCAACUACGAUGUAACGCCACGAGAAAAACGCAAUUUCAAAAGGAAAGACGAGGCGAUGUGAUAGAUUCGCCACCCGGCCCAGCCUUGAAUCGGCAAACUUGACUCCACCACCAUGUCCGCGACCACGUUUAUACCCUUGCAGAACAAAGCCGUGAGGGAUGCCAGCCGGGGAUUAAGCUCAGAUCUUUCGGUAGCAGCGGCAAUACAAGAAUGGCCGGAUCGACGUGAAGCUUCAUUAGCGGAGCUGUGUGCAUGUUACUGACUGGGAUUAAGAUGUAGAUGAGCUUAAAGCAUACCAUAGCAAUCUAGGGGUAUGAGGAUCCGCAAUGGAAUAUAAACAAGCCUUGCCGACCAGUGCUGCAUGUGGUUCUGGUCAGGUCACACAUCCAAUCCAGCUCGACAACCACAAGCAAGCGAAAAUGCCAUCUUUCCGGACCUUCGCUGCUACGGUAUUGCCGGUCGUUGCUCAGGCAUUGACUCUAGACGACAUCUGCACGACAGAGUUCACUACAGCUGCCCUACCUGCUGUCGGUUUCUAUCCAGGAAUCACAAUCGAUGCGACAUCGGUGUCAACCGAGGCUACUUACAAUGUCACAGUCGAGUCCGAAUGGUAUCCCACGUCGACCAUAAAUUAUUGCAAUGUCACUUUCGCCUACUCCCACGAUGCCAUCGAGGGAGAUCUGGUUCAUGUCAGCUAUUGGCUACCAGCGCCUGACCAGUUCAAUAACCGGUAUGUUUCGACAGGCGGCGGCGGUCUAGCUAUCAACUCCCAAUCGCAGUUCAUUCCCACCGGCAUCAUUGUCGGCGCUGUUUCAGGCAUCACCGAUGGCGGCUUCGGUGAUUUUAAUACACAGUGGGAUGCUGCCUUCCUUGAGUCUAACGGCACGAUCAACUGGGAGGCAACCUACAUGUUUGGGUUUCAAGCACACCACGAACUUGCGACACUCGGCAAGCAAUUCACCAAGAACUUGUACGAUGUCAAAUCUUGCACCAAGCUUUUCGCGUACUACCAAGGCUGUUCAGAGGGCGGCCGUGAAGGCUGGAGUCAGGCUCAACGUUAUGCCGAGCAAUUCGAUGGGUACGCCAUUGGUGCCCCGGCCUUCCGCUAUGGUCAACAACAGGUCAACCAUUUGACCAGUAACGUCAUUGAGCAGACACUCAACUAUUACCCUCCCACCUGCGAAUUGGACAAGAUUGUCAACUUGACUAUUGCUGCUUGCGACACUUUAGACGGAAAGGCGGAUGGGGUAAUCUCGCGUUCAGAUCUGUGCAAGCUUACUUUCGACGUCAACAGCACCAUCGGCGAGGCUUACACAUGUGAGGCUUCAGCCGGAAACCCCAUUUUUGGUCAGCCUACAACACCAGCUCAAUCUGGGGUAGUCACUGCAGAGGGUGCAGCUGUUGCAAGUGCUAUUCUUGCCGGCCUUCACGACUCGGAAGGACGCUUCGUCUAUCUCAGCUAUCAACCCGGUGCCACGUUUGAAGAUGCCGCAACAGCCUAUAAUGAGACCACUGACUCCUGGGGUCUUAGCAUCAGCGGCCUAGGAGGCGAGUGGGUGGCAAAAUUCCUCGAGCUACGAAACGUUUCUACACUUGAAUCCCUCGAUGGGUACACGUACGAUACUCUAAAGGACUUGAUGAUUGAGGGUUACGACAGGUACUAUGAUGUUUUGCAGACAACGUACACCAACAUUAGCAGCUUGGAUACUGCUGGCACAAAAAUUCUGCAUAUUCAUGGUGAACAGGACAAUUCAAUUCCCACUGGCUCGUCGGUUCGGUACUACGACUCCGUUCGUACUGCACUCUACCCCAGCUUGGGAUACAACGAGAGCACCGAGGCUCUCGACGACUUCUAUCGUCUGUUCUUGGUUCCGGGUGGUGCUCACUGCGGCGCAAACAGCUUUCAGCCUAACGGUGGCUGGCCGCAAACUACGCUGCAGACCAUCAUUGACUGGGUUGAGAAGGGGAUUGCCCCCGACACUUUGGCAAACGCCGGUACUACCGUUGAUUCCAUUUGCAAGUGGCCAAUGCGACCUCUUUGGGAUGCUGAGGGAACUUUGACGUGCGAGUACGAUCAAGCUUCGAUUGACUCAUGGACGUAUGACUUUAACGCAUACGAUUUCUACUUGGAUUAGAAAACCGGAAAUAAGAGCUUCACUGAUGUAGCACAUUUGUUCUCAUUUCUUUAACAGAG